CGGUCUCGCGCGGUGUAGUUCUCAUAUAUGGUCACUUAAUCCUUGACGUACCCUUUCUAAAAACAGACCAGAAGUCGAGGAAGGUGACGAAGCGUUUUGUACGCUUCCCACAUGGUUAGACAGUAUCACAACUGCAUUUCUUUUGUAAGAAAAUAAAAACAGACAGACCAACACACAGCAGAGUGCGCUCUGCGUGAUGAGCGUGGGUUUGGAUUAUUGGUGCCCAAGACCAUGGAGAGUUUGGAGAGGCAGUUGAUAUGCCCUAUUUGCCUUGAGAUCUUUACCAAGCCGGUGGUGAUCUUACCGUGCCAGCACAACCUCUGUCGCAAAUGUGCCAAUGACAUCUUUCAGGCCUCAAACCCCUACCUGUCCACACGAGGAAGUUCUACAUUGGGCUCUGGUGGCCGGUUCCGCUGCCCAUCCUGUAGGCAUGAAGUGGUUCUGGAUAGGCAUGGGGUGUAUGGCCUGCAAAGGAACCUGCUGGUGGAGAACAUCAUAGAUAUGUACAAACAGGAAUCCAGCGGCAGCAGUAAGCCUGAGCCAGAACUGAAGAACGAUGUGUUGAUGUGUGAGGAGCAUCCGGAUGAGAGGAUUAAUAUAUACUGUGUGACCUGUUCUAUUCCAACUUGUUCGCUAUGUAAAGUCUUUGGGAGUCAUCAGUCCUGUGAGGUUGCUCCACUCAAAUCUGUCUAUGAGACCCAGAAAGCCGAGUUGUCUGAUGGUGUUGCUGUGUUGGUUGGUAACAAUGACAGAAUUCAGGGCAUCAUCAGUCAGCUAGAGGAAAGCUGCAGAGCAGUGGAGGAGAACGGUCGUAGGCAGAAGUCUCGUGUAUGUGAGUGGUUUGAUCGUCUGUAUGCUCUCCUGGAAGAGCGCAGAGGAGAACUCACACUGAAGGUCACCGCAGAACAGCAGGAGAAACUUGACUACAUUGGUGGCCUACAGUGCAAUAUGUUUAUGCAAUCUUUACACACUGCCAAUCACAGCAAUCACCUGUGUAGUUACAGAGAGCACCUGGAUAACACAGCCAAAUUAGUGGAGACAGGAAUUCAGACAAUGGAGGAAUCUGAGAUGGCCAUCUUCUUGCAGAAUACAAAGCCUCUACUACAAAAAAUAGCAGAAGGCAGGAAUGUGUCUCAUUUAGAAAAGGUGGAACGUGGAUAUGAAAAUAUGGAUCAUUUCACUGCAAACUUCAGCCCUGAACGAAGAGCAAUACUCAGCAUAGACUUUACUAAGGAUGGUGAUGAAAAUGAAGAGGAUGAUGAUGAGGAAGAAUCAGCAGGUACUGUAAGUCCAGAGACUCAGCCAUCUUUAGUGGCUACGCCCGCCCCGGCCCAGCAGAGACAAACCCCUGUACCAACAUCUCCACCAACGGCAGCUGACUCCUCCCAGAUGUCAUCAAAACCAAGCCAAUCGGUGAACAUCAACCCAGCAGAGAACACGCCCUUAUUUACGCCCACUCCAGACACAAGUCACAACUCUUCCACAGAUGCACUUGCUCAGGUAACUGCCGGUCCCAGCCAGACAUCUGAGGAUGGACCACACCACGUUUUCUCUUUUUCCUGGUUAAAUAUGCCAAAAUAAUGUCAGACUAAGUUAGUAAACCUGCAACAUCACAGUUUGUUCCAGAAAAGUACUUCAUAACUAAUAUUUUGUUACUUUGACACUUAAGUCAUAAAUAUGCAUUUAAUAUCAGUGUAAGAUAAAAACACAAAAGUUAGGCAUAAAUAUUCAUUGAUAACAUUUUCUAACUAUAAAGAUAGCUGACUAAAAUGGGAAAUAAAGGAUUAUUAAUGUGUAUAGAUCUUGUCUUUUGUAUAUGUUAAUACUGAUGAUAUGCCUGUUUCUGAAUAAAUUAAAAGAUGAAGGAAAAGGCCUACAAGAAUAAAAAUAUUUUAAACAAAAGAGUAUUCACAUGUAAACCUUAUACAUGUCUUACGUCUCUUUAUAAAUAAACAUAAAAUCAUAUUUUAAUACGUUAUACAUAUAAUGUUUGUGUAAGUCGUGUAUUAUUUUCCUAAAUCGUUCAUAAUCUUGCGGUUGUUGCUCGCGCGCUGGGCCAGUUGUUCGGCUCGCGCCAUCUGCAGCACCUCGCGCAACAGGUGAAAAGUCAGAUCCAGCGAAAUUGGCGGAUCCUCAGACCGGCGCUCCCGCUUCUCGAGGCUGUUCAGGAUCUCGUUACCGACACUACCGAGAUUACCUCCUAACCGCCGCUGCGUGAGCUGCAGCUGAAGCGCCUCGGUGCGUGUCGGUGAUCUCCGGUCAGGCGCGCGCGAACUGUGAGCGGCGUUGUCCAGCCUGAUGAAGUACUCCGCUCCUGAGCGCAUCAGAACCGGCAGCCGCAUGUUCGUGUGUCCGGGGGCGGAUCCAGAAAGCGAGACGAAGACAACGAGAGACACAGCAGCGAGUAGCACGUGCAGCUUCAUUGAGGGAAACUCCCGGUUAUCUGAAUAAACAUGAAAUUAUAGGCAAUAAAAACGUGUCCAGGACU
Molecule: messenger RNA, 2488 nt
Organism: Cyprinus carpio (common carp)
Lineage: Eukaryota; Metazoa; Chordata; Actinopteri; Cypriniformes; Cyprinidae
Gene: trim55a
Product: E3 ubiquitin-protein ligase TRIM63-like
Exons: 10
Coding region: 232-1581 (449 amino acids)
Molecular function (GO): zinc ion binding
Source: RefSeq, a predicted model, not a curated record